UUUAUUAUAUUACAACAUAAUCGGGGGUUUAGGGCCAAUUUCUACGGCGACCCAGUGGGUAUCCGUACGAUAGGGUACGGCCACAACUGCAAUGCCCAGGGCUGCUCCACUAUUCACGCGCCGAUCACUAAAGCACAGGGCGAGGCACUAUUACACCAGGAUCUAGUGCAGUUUCAAAACUGUGUGGAGGCUCAAGUGCCAUUUGUUAAUGAUAAUCAAUUCGCUGCUUUGGUAUCGUUCACAUUCAACUUGGGCUGCGGUAACCUCCAGUCGUCUACCCUAUUGAAGGACGUUAAGGCCAAGAACUAUGCGGCCGCCGCUAAUGAGUUCGGCAAAUGGGUGUACGCGGGCGGACACAAGUUGCCUGGUUUGGUCACCAGACGUGCCCGCGAGAGGGCGCUCUUUCUUGCCUAAACACUUGCGAC
Medioppia subpectinata is the source of this 425-nucleotide messenger RNA. Lineage: Eukaryota; Metazoa; Arthropoda; Arachnida; Sarcoptiformes; Oppiidae. The record is from the annotation of a GenBank genome assembly.